Molecule: messenger RNA, 187 nt
Organism: Monoraphidium neglectum
Lineage: Eukaryota; Viridiplantae; Chlorophyta; Chlorophyceae; Sphaeropleales; Selenastraceae
Exons: 1
Source: RefSeq, a predicted model, not a curated record
AUGAGGAAGCCGGGCUUGGAUUGCACGUGCGCGGUUACAUGCGCAUGCAUACUAAUUAUCGUGGGUACGGUCACGGGCCAGUCAACAGCACCGGCGGACAAAGUCGCAGGGGCGUCGCUGUCGCGGCAAGCUGCGUCCGGCGGGCACUGCCGCUCCUUUGUGCCCGGCGAUGCUCGGGAGCAGUGCG